AUGGCGGCGAUAGUGAACCCUGAUCUUGAUCGAUGUAGAUCUCAAGCGACUUUUGAUCCUUUGCUGCUCACUUAUUUUAUUUAUGAUGGACCUGAAAAGACUAAACGGAGACGUUUCUUACAACAUUUGGCUCUGAAAGAAAGCAAGAAGGUUAAUGAUUGCCAACUCUCUGAACUCAGCAAAGAAGAACAGUAUGAAGUUGCCUUACAGAAAGUUACUGCCACCUACCGCAGGAUAUUUGAGCUGGGUCUACAAGACCCGGCUGAUAUUAGCCUGUAUAGAAACACCUUCAUAGAGGGCCACCCUUUUGCUAUACAUGUUUUGGCAUUUCUACCAGCUGUGCAGAAAUUAGCUUCAGAAGAGCAGAAAGCAAAAUGGCUUCCCUUGAUAGAAAGGUUUCAGAUGAUUGGCACUUAUGCCCAGACUGAACUAGGCCAUGGUACCUUUGUACGCGGUCUAGAAACAACAGCCACGUAUGACCCCAAAACAAGAGAGUUUAUCAUCAACUCUCCCACUACUACAUCAGCUAAAUUCUGGCCUGGUGGAUUGGGGAAGACUGCCAACUUUGUUGUUUUGAUGGCCAAGUUAAUCACCAAUGGUCGAGACUGUGGGCUACAAUCAUUUCUAGUACAGAUACGAGAUUUGGAAACACAUCAACCUUUACCUGGAAUAACUGUUGGAGAUAUUGGUCAGAAGUUUGGUUUUGGAUUCAUAGAUAAUGGAUUUCUGAUCCUGAAAGAUGUCAGGAUUCCAAGAGACAAUAUGUUGAUGAGGUAUGCCCAGGUCCUGGAGGACGGCACAUUUGUCUCCGCAAAGAAUGAUCGACUUCUAUACGGUUCUAUGACCCUUAUACGAUCUCAUAUGGCAAGUGCUUGUGGACGGGCACUCGCCAUGGCUGCUACUAUAGCAACAAGGUACAGUGCUGUACGCAGGCAGUCUGAGAUUAAUGCAGGGGCUGGAGAAGUGCAAGUGUUGGACUUCCAGACUCAGCAGUACCGACUGUUUACCCAGAUAGCCUCAGCCUAUGCCUUGCUUAUGGCUGGAGAAGAAUCUUCCGCCGUUUACAGAACAGUUUCUUCAGAAGUUGAGACAGGCAAUUUACAGAAUUUGCCCAUUCUUCAUGCUUUGUCAGCAUCCCUGAAAGCCUUCAGUUCCUGGCAGAUGAUGUUUGGCAUUGAGCAGUGCCGCUUGGCAUGUGGUGGUCAUGGCUAUUCAUCGGCCAGUGGUUUACCAAAACUCUAUGCCAAUGAGGUUUCUGCUUGUACCUAUGAGGGUGAAAAUACUGUGCUCUGCCUGCAAGCUGCACGAUUUCUGAUCAAGAGUUACAAUGCAGCAGAGAAGGGAGAGCAACUGCCCAGUUUAGCCGGCUUCCUGCAAGCACCCAAGGGAGAGAAGAGCAGGUUGACAGAGAACCUGGAGUUGGACCAACUUAUUGCUGCUUACGAACACAGAGCAGCCAGACAAGUUCGGGAAGCAAACAGUCGAUUUCUAAGCCAUCUGAACAAGGGCGCAACUGCUACCGAGGCCUGGAAUCAGUCUUCCCAGUCGUUGGUGGAAGCAGUUGUGACCUUCUCACAUGCAUUUGUAGUAAGAGCUUUCAUUGAGAAGGUGACCUCAUCUGUUUUGGAGCCUUCCCUCUCCUCAGUUCUUAUCCAGCUAGCCCAGCUGUAUGCACUGCAUGGCAUCACCAGAAACUCUGGACAGUUUUUAAAGGGAGGCUACAUGAGUGAUCAUCAGCUGGAGAUGGUGGAGAACAAGCUGUACGAGUUGCUGGCAGCUCUGAGGCCAAACGCUGUCGCUUUGGUGGAUGCCUUUGAGUUUCCUGAUGGCGUUCUGGACAGUGCUCUAGGGCGCUAUGAUGGAAAUGUGUAUGAGGAACUAAUGGAGUAUGCAAAACGUUCCAAGCUGAAUAAGACUGAGGUACAUCCUGGUUUCUUCAAGUACCAGAAGCCCUUUGUUGACUCCCUCAAGUCUCAAGCAGUAGCUCAGUCUCGCCUGUGA
Molecule: messenger RNA, 2001 nt
Organism: Candidula unifasciata
Lineage: Eukaryota; Metazoa; Mollusca; Gastropoda; Stylommatophora; Geomitridae
Source: the annotation of a GenBank genome assembly